Molecule: messenger RNA, 7975 nt
Organism: Symbiodinium sp. CCMP2592
Lineage: Eukaryota; Dinophyceae; Suessiales; Symbiodiniaceae
Source: the annotation of a GenBank genome assembly
AUGUCAUGGAAGGAAGCGGUCACUCAGGCUUUUCUUUUGGCAAUCUCCGCGGAUUUGAAUCAGGUCGCUGCUUGUUCAUUCGGCUUGCAAGCUCCCAAGCAUUGGAUUUUUGCCUCGAGCUGGAGGCCUCUCCAGCAGUUGCAGAGCACGUGUCCGCAUGGUCCCAAUGCACACUCAGAUUUUCACAACAAGCGUGCUGCAGAUGGGUCUUUCCGUUCUCUGGAGACGGCGGUUUUCCCAGAUGCACUUUGUUCGGCGUAUGCCGAGGCCGUGUUGCCUUUGUUUGAGGAAUCCCCGAAGAAGCCGCCGGGUGCUUUUCUUGAUGUCGCAGCCGCUUUGACGAAGCCACAGGUGUUGAAGAGUCUGAUCUGUGCACUGGUAAGAGAGGAGCUUGAGGAAGCAGGGACAGGGCGGCCUUUGCCUUCGCAUCUUGAUGCCUUCGAUGCUUUGGGGGACUCCGUGCUUGCUCUGGGUAGGAGUGUCGUGGACAUUCCUUUGCCUUGGGAGCAGGAGAGCAUGAGCUUGGAAAAGGAAGAGGCUCAAUGGCGACGUGCUCUUGAGAAGUGGCUGGUCAUACUUACUGAGUGCCCUGGUUCGUCAUAUAUCGGAGAAACAGUUGCCAUCCAAAAGACUGAUGACGCAAUUGAAACUUUGCGUGAGCUCUUUGGGCGAAAGAGUGGCAGUACAGUCAUGAAAAGGGGAUCGGCCCUCAUGGGAUACCUCUCAUGGGGGCGAAAGGAAUGCAGGGGCGGUGACCUGCUCCCUUUCAAGUCCUCGCAUCUGGAUGGAUACUUGAAGCACCUGAAGAGCGAGAAGAGGCCUGCCGGGGCCUUCACCAGUUUCCAGGAGUGCGUGAAUUUCGCCAUACAUGUUGUCGGCAUUGCUGUCGACGAGUCAGUCAUAGGACCGAAGCAAAGCACUGUGUGGAGCCAUUGGAGUAAAGGCGUCAUAGGUCAGGCACAGCUGACCAAGGCAGAGCGGAAGCAGGCCACAGUUCUGCUUGUGGCAUACGUUGCAGCCCUGGAACGUUUGCUUGAAGAUGAAUCUGUUAACAGCUUUGAUCGUUACGCCUGCGGUGCCAUCUUGUUUGGGAUCUUCUCUCGGAGCCGAGUGUCGGAUUUGAGAAAAACAUUCAGUUGGUUUCUUGACUUCAGUGAACUUGCAAGUGGAGGCGAAGGGUUCAUCGAGUGCAAGACGCGAGACCAUAAGACUGCCAAUGCUGUGGCGCAUACAGGUUUCAGCAUGCCUUUGGUUGCACCUGCGCGAGGAGUUACAUCUUCAGCAUGGGCUGUGACGUGGGCCAAGGUUGCAGAGGAUGUCGGUUUGGGUUUUAGUUCCACCCGAGUAGGACCCGUGCUUCCUGCACCUGAUCAAAAGGGGGGCUGGACUCGACGAUGUGUCGAUUCGGGAGAGGUCACCAAGUGGAUGCGUGCGUUACUUGACAAGGCCGGCUGUGAUGUGCCUGAGUCGUCGACUUCGCAUGCCAUCAAAGGGACUUCUUUAAGCUGGUGCUCUAAGUUUGGAAUGGAUAGGCAUACCCGCCUGCGCUUAGGACAUCAUAGCUCAGGCGACGGAUCCUUAGAUUCUUACGGGCGCGACAACCUUGCGCCAGCCCUCUUGAAAUACACGGAAAUGUUGGGAAGCAUCAGGCGAGGUGUGUUCAUGCCUGACUUGAGCAGAUCGGGACGGUUUGCUGAUCGUCCGAUUGUGAAAGUCGAAGUAUCAGAGGAUGAGGCUGCAUCACCGAGUUUGCCUGCGUUUGGGGCUUCUGAUGAGGAGGUAUCGUUAGGCAGGACCACUGAGUCGUUUGAGAAGGUCGAUGCUGUUGCCACUCCUUUAUUGGGGUCUGAAGCUUGCGGAGAACAGGUUUGCGAGAGUGAAUCGAGCGACAGCUCGAGCGAGUCGGAGCCUGAGUCCGGUGACGAAUGGGUCAAGGGCGAAGACUUCCGACAUCCAGCGAGCAAGCCUAGGAUCAUGGGCUCGCUAACGGAAUCCACGGCGGCUUUCGCAUCAAGGGCGAAAGAGAUUGGCUUGACCCAAGCCAAUGUGGCCACGAUGACGGGGACCGGAGUGGAUACGCUCUCCAAAUUAGCUUUUGCAACAGUACCGCCGGGCCAGUCUCCGAGCGAUGAUCAGGUACAGCGGCUCUUCGGGGUUGCGCCCAUCACGGCAGGGACGAUGGCUGCAGCAAAGCGUCUUAUCUUUGAGGCCCAUACCCUCGUAGUCCAAGAGUUAAAAACUCGAGUUCAGAGGGGGGACUCUGGAGCACCUUCGACGCUCGCCACAGCCGCGAGGGAAGAGCGCAUCACAGAGCAGCGUGCAAGGAUCACGGGCCUUUUGCAUCGCGGAGUAGAAGAGCCUAGCCAUGCCUCUUAUGACUUGGUGUACGCCAUGCUGUCCUCAGAUUCCUUGACUUACUUGGGGCCAGACAGGUUCCCGACCAGACAGUCUGAACUUCAGGGCAAGAAGCCAGGGAAGGAGCUUACCAUAGACGGGAACAGCGUGACGGUGAGGGACAAGGUGCCUCAUCAAACCUGCACAACGGGGACUGAACUUGAGCUUACGCAGGCUCUGAGGCGGCGAGCCUUAGCAUUUGAUCUAGUCAAGUGCGCCAGUUAUGACACCAUGAAUCGGUAUCACUCGUCCUUGAUCCAUCGGUUGCAGGAGUUGCCACCUCCUACUUACGUGAAGAUUUCAGUGGCACAGGUGCUCAGGGCAGACAGGGCAGCUUUCACACGCAUUGCUGAAAGCCUUCCCUCGAUCAAGCGGCAGCCCGAUGGGACUUUGCCUUUGGAUCGAGCUCUUGAGAACAUUCUUCAGGAUCCCAGCAUCAGCUUCCACUUGUUGCCUUUGAAGGGUGGAGAAAUCGAUGAUAACAAGCGGAAAUGGACAGAUGACGCCAAAAAGACUGAUGAGCCGACCAAGUGGAAAAAGAAUGGCAAAGGCAAAGGCAAAGGCAAGGGCAAAGGCAAGGAUCAGCCGGGAGUUAAAGGGGCCAAAUUCAUCAAAAUGCCGAAGCAGCUCGUCGGGAAAGCCAGCGAGACCAACGAAGGAAAGAGGCUGUGCUGGGCAUACAACAUUGAUGGGUGUCCCAAUGCUGCUGACGGCGAGGAGUGUCCGCGCGGCUGGCACCUGUGUUGCGAGCCAAACUGCUUCAAGGAAGUUCCUCUCUUCACAACGCACUUUCACCUUUGCAGCUUCGAUUCGCCAUUCAAGAAGGCUAUGCGAAUGCUGCACUCUCUACCAAAAUUCUUGGAGUUGCAUCGUCCAUGUGCCGGUGGACAUGUACAUAAGUUUUGGUCUAAGGAUGUGGGCUGUAAGUUCGACCGUGAUUUGGAUUUUCCUUGGGGUUUGUGCAAAGCUAUGUCACAGCUUCUGCAAGAUCAACUGCUUGACAUGGGGGCCAAGCCUCUGCCUACUGACUUGAGUCAGACAACAGCCACAGUUGCAGCGGCCAGAGCUGUGGCUGGAUGGCAAAGCAACAAGCGUGUCCUUCCUCUGGUUCCAGAGUUCAAGCAUGUUGUCAACGUCAGUGGCAGCUUCCCUGCUGCGUCUAUGCAUGGUCUUCAAGUAGGCUGCAAACUCCCUGCACCGUGGGAGGUACCUGCAUCUGCAAACGUUGACCCGUGCUUCGUGUCGUCUGUGCCACAAGGUUCCAAGGUCCUUCGCAUCCUCACGGUGCCGGGGGAAAGUUCAGAGGAUGCUUCAGACGAUUUGAGUGCAGGCCAGGCUGACGGGCAAGACGACUCGCCGCCAGCCAGUGUUCUUCACCGUACAUGUUCGAACCUGCAUUCUCCGCCUGAGGAUGCUCACCCUGCUGAAAAGCUUGCCUGCAUCAUGUUACAGUGGAACACUCGCUUCAGCCAAGAGGAGAUGCAAACUCUCUUGGACAUGUUGCCGCAAAAGCAUCAGACCAGAGCCAGGGGGAGCUGUGAUGACCAGUCCAAUCAGUUUCUGUGCGGAGCCUAUGCCCAUGGGCCCAUGACGGGCUGCAAAAACUUGACGCGGGAUAUGCCUUGGUGCACUGCCGUGCUUUGCAAGCAUGUUCGCGAUAAUGCUCCGGGUUUUUGCUUCUCUGCCGUGGGCUACCUGUGCAAUGUGCGCGCAGAAGCCCAUCGAGAUUUGCACAAUGAGCCAGGAACAAAAAACCUGGUCAUGGCUACGCACGCUUGUGCUGGCGGUGGACUGUGGCUCGAGGAAGCAGGUGACAGAGGAGUAAUCGUUGCAUACACCCCAGUGGGAGUGACCAAACUUGCGACUGCCGACAAAGGGGUCGCAAAAGUACAAAAAGGAAGUAUCACUUUUGGCGUGUACCAUGAACCGGAGGAGUUCGUGGCGAGGGCGUUGAGGGUGCAACAUCCGUGUCACUUGGAAAGCCUUUUGCCAUCGGAGCUUGUCGAGGCCAUACGGGCAAAUCAUUCCAAAGAUGUCGCUACGCUUGGGCGCGAGCGAACUGAGAUGCUCAAGAAAUGGCUUGCUCGCGCUGAGGAGCUGGAAACUGCCGAAAGUCAGUUCAAGGGAUCCUUCAGCUCCCAUCGACGUCAAGUGUUGUGCAACAAGCGGCUGCUCUUGAUGAAGGAAAUGCUUGACAGUGUGGGACACGAGGACGAGGACUUGAUUUCUGAUCUGUCAAACGGUUUUGACUUAACCGGAAUCUCCAUGAAUCUUUACCAUGCCGUCAGUUGGCUCCACAGGGUGGUGGGAGGGAGGCAGAUGGAAGCAGCUCCUGACUUCUCUCCUGUGGCUUCAGAGCUACGGGGGCAGGGUCAGGAAGCCCCAGGUGUUGAAGAGUCUGAUGCGUGCACCGGCAAGCCGCUGCCUGCUGAAAGUGAGUUGGGGUUUGAUAAGCAUCUUGAGCGUCUUUGCGAGGAGCUUGAGGAGGCAGGGACAGGGCGGCCUUUGCCUUCACAUCUUGAUGCUUUCGUGCCAUCAGAAAUAGAUAGUGAGCAGCGAGAAGCUUGUGUGCGCGAUCGAGAGUCUGCAAGGGAAGUGGUCAAUUGUGCUGACAGCAGCUUGCUUAACGAUGCUUUGGGGGAUUCCGUGCUUGCUCUGGGAAGGAGUGUAGUAGACAUUCCUUUGCCUUGGGAGCAGGAGAGCAUGAGUUUGGUCUUUGGAGAAGAUGAUUCAGUAACAAAGCUUUUGGCAGGUCUCCCGAAGCACAUACCAGUGCCUGCUGUGUCCAGCUCCAGUAUCCAGCCUUCAGACCUUGUUGCCGAGCCACCGGCAAAGCGUGCGCGACAGAUGCCUGAGAGUGGGGAGUGUUUCAGGGUUGCUAUUUCUUCAAGGGCCUACGACAGUUACGAGGAAAAGGAGGAGGCUCAAUGGCGACGUGCUCUUGAGAAGUGGCUGGUCAUUCUUACUGAGUGCCCUGGUUCGUCAUAUAUCGGAGAAACGGUUGCCAUCCAAAAAACUGAUGACGCAAUUGAAACUUUGCGUGAACUCUUUGGGCGAAAGAGUGGCAGUACAGUCAUGAAAAGGGGAUCGGCCCUCAUGGGAUACCUCUCAUGGGGGCGAAAGGAAUGCAGGGGCAGUGACCUUUUCCCUUUCAAGUCCUCGCAUCUGGAUGGAUACUUGAAGCACCUGAAGAGAGAGAAGCGGCCAGCCGGGGCUUUCACCAGUUUCCAGGAGUGUGUGAAUUUUGCAAUACAUGUGGUCGGCAUUGCUGUCGAUGAGUCCAUCAUAGGACCAAAGCAAAGCACUGUGUGGAGCCAUUGGAGUAAAGGUCUUAUUGGUCAGGCACAGUUGACCAAGGCAGAGCGGAAGCAGGCCACAGUCCUGCUUGUGUCAUAUGUUGCAGCCCUGGAACGUUUGCUUGAAGAUGAAUCGGUCAAUAGCUUUGAUCGUUAUGCCUGCGGUGCCAUCUUGUUUGGGAUCUUUUCCAGGAGCCGGGUUUCGGAUUUGCGAAAGACUUUCGGUUGGUUCCUUGACUUCAGUGAACUUGUAAGCGGAGGCGAAGGUUUCAUUGAGUGCAAGACCCGAGAUCACAAGACGGCCAAUGCUGUGGCGCAUACAGGCUUCAGCAUGCCUUUGGUGGCGCCCGCGCGGGGUGUUACAUCUUCGGCUUGGGCUGUGACAUGGGCCAAGGUUGCAGAUGAGGUAGGUUUGGGUUUUAGUUCCACCCGAGUAGGACCCGUGCUACCUGCGCCUGAUCAGAAGGGGGGCUGGACUCGACGAUGCGUCGAUUCAGGAGAGGUCACCAAGUGGAUGCGUGCGUUACUUGACAAGGCCGGGUGUGAUGUGCCUGAGUCGUCGACUUCGCAUGCCAUCAAGGGGACUUCUUUGAGCUGGUGCUCUAAGUUUGGAAUGGAUAAGCAUACCCGCCUGCGAUUAGGACACCACAGCAGUGGCGACGGAUCCUUGGAUGCUUAUGGGCGCGACAACCUUGCGCCAGCCCUCUUGAAAUACACCGAAAUGUUAGGAAGCAUCAGGCGAGGUGUGUUCAUGCCUGACUUGAGCAGAUCGGGACGGUUCGCCGAUCGUCCGAUUGUUAAAGUCGAAGUAUCAGAAGAUGAAACUGCAUCACCGAUCGUGCCUGUGAGUGCGGCUUCUGAUGAGGAGAGAUCGUUAGGCAGGACCACUGAGUCGUUCGAGAAGGUCGAUGCUGUUGCCAAUCCUUCAGAGGUCUCUGCAGCUUGCGGAGAACAGGACUGCGAGAGUGAAUCGAGCGACAGCUCCAGUGAGUCGGAGUCUGAGUCCGGAGAUGAAUGGGUCAAGGGCGAGGACUUCCGACAUCCAGCGAGCAAGCCUAGCACCUGGAGGCCUGAGGCCACCAUGUACAAACAUUCUAGGACUGGUGUUGUGCAUCUCAUGAGUGCUGGGAGUUCAGAUGGGCUUUUUAUUUGUGGGAGGGCCCUCACCAAUGAUCAUGUAGAAGUCAGUGGUGUGCCUUUCCUUGAGUUGCGGAAGUGCAAGCAGUGCGAUUCGGGUCGUCCUGUUAGAGAUGUUGGCAGCUUGAAUGUCGCGCUGCAGCAGAUCAUGAACUGUAAAGAGAAGUGGAUCAUGGGCUCGUUAACGGAAUCUACAGCGGCCUUCGCAUCAAGGGCUAAAGAGAUUGGCUUGACUCAAGCCAAUGUGGCCACGAUGACGGGGACCGGAGUGGAUACGCUUUCCAAAUUAGCUUUUGCAACAGUUCCGCCGGGCCAGUCACCGAGCGACGAUCAGGUACAGCGGCUCUUCGGGGCAACGCCCAUCACGGCAGGGACGAUGGCUGCAGCAAAGCGCUCGAUCUUUGAGGCCCAUACCCUCGUAGUCCAAGAGUUAAAAACUCGGGUUCAGAGGGGGGAUUCUGGGGCACCUUCGACGCUUGCCACAGCAGAGAGGGAAGAGCGCAUCACAGAGCAGCGUGCAAGGAUCACAGGCCUUUUGCAUCGUGGAGUCGAAGAGCCUAGCCAUGCCUCUUACGACUUGGUGUACGCCAUGUUGUCCGCGGAUUCCUUGACGUACUUAGGGCCAGACAGGUUUCCGACCCGACAGUCCGAACUUCAGGGUAAGAAGCCCGGGAAGGAGCUCACCAUCGACGGGAACAGUGUGACGGUGAGAGACAAGGUGCCUCAUCAAACCUGCACGACAGGGACCGAGCUUGAGCUUACGCAGGCUCUGAGGCGGCGAGCCUUAGCAUUUGAUUUAGUCAAGUGCGCCAGUUAUGACACCAUGAAUCGGUAUCACUCGUCGUUGAUCCAUCGACUGCAGGAGUUGCCACCGCCUACUUACGUAAAGAUUUCGGUGGCACAAGUGCUUAGGGCAGACAGGGCAGCUUUCACUCGCAUUGCCGAAAGCCUACCCUCGAUCAAGCGUCAGCCUGAUGGGGCUUUGCCUCUGGAUCGAGCCCUUGAGAACAUUCUUCAGGAUCCCAGCAUCAGCUUCCACUUGUUGCCGUUGAAAGGUGGAGAAACCGAUGAUAACAAGCGGAAGUGGACAGAUGAUGCCAAAAAGACCGAUGAUUCGACCAAGUGGAAAAAGAAUGGCAAGGGCAAAG